AUGGCCAAUUCUAUUGUUGGCGAUGACUAUGAGCUAAGUCGUGUCCAUACAAACGACGAGCACGGCCAUGGAGAGGACCCUAGGAACUCAAUUGAGCAAACACUGCCUCCAGCAGACUAUGGACGCGGUGCCUACGUCGCUCUCGCAUGUUGCACAGCUGCUCAAGCUCCUAUCUGGGGGUAUUCUGUCUCCUUCGGCAUCUUUCAAGAGUAUUACAGUAAUCCCGAUCAUGGCAUAGACGCUUCUCCCGGAGCCAUUGCCACUGUCGGAUCCGUGCAAAUGGGAGUCAUGUAUCUGUUGAUGCCCGUCGCAUUCGUGAUACUGAGCAAAUAUCCGUACCUACGACGCUGGUGCGGUCCUUUGGGGCUCGCUCUCACCGUUAUAAGCCUGUCUGCCUCUGCUUUUGUUAGCAGCAUUGCCGGUUUGAUCGCGACACAAGGCGCUCUUUACUCAAUUGGCUGCGGGCUUCUCUUCAGUCCAAUUUCUCUCUAUAUGGACGAAUGGUUUGUCCACCGCAAAAGUCUGGCCUACGGCAUUAUGUGGUCGGGAAAGUCAUCAGUUGGCGUCGCCAUGCCUUUUCUGUUCAGUCUGCUACUACGAAAGUUCGGCCUCCGCGCAACAAUCCUUUCCUGGGCUAUAGCUUCCGCGCUGUUGACGGUGCCAACUCUCUUCUUUCUUAAGCCGCGCAUUCCGCUGUCUACGGUAUCUCGCGCCCGGCCACUCUCCUUUGCCUUUCUCCGCCAUACUUCAUUCUGGAUGAUGCAAUUUGGUGUUGUCGUCCAAUCACUUGGAUAUCUAAUGCCCAGCACAUAUGUGGCUUCUUAUGCAUCUGCUAUCGGUCUGUCUUCUGUUACGGGCCCUAUCUUGCUUGCCGUUUUCUCCACGGCUUCGGUGCCUGGAUCAUUGGUCCACGGCAUGCUCGGCGACAGAUUGUCCGCGACCAAACUCGUUCUUCUCUCAUCUUUCGGUAGUGCUCUUCCAGUCUUUCUUCUGUGGGGGCUCGGUCGUCAUCUAAGUACUAUGAUUGCUUUUGUUAUCCUCUACGGCUUUUUCGCGGGCGGAUUCAGUUCUACAUGGUCUAGUAUGACUGAAGAGAUCAAAAGAGAUGAUCGAGCUGCAGAAACUUCUCUAGUGUUUGGUCUCCUGCUUGGCGGAAGGGGGCUGGGCUUUUUAAUUUCCGGACCAUUCUCCGGAUCUCUUUUAUCCAUUAAAGACUUACUCACGGAAGAACCAUUGGGAUAUGCGACUAAAUAUGGUCCUAUGAUUCUCUGCACUGGUAUUACGGCUGUUCUGGGAGCAUGGGCUCCGUUAUGGAAGGGCGCAAGAAUUACAGGCAGAGCGACUCUCACAACUUGCUCAGGUCUAUUUAUUGCUACUUCGUAG
Messenger RNA from Trichoderma gamsii, 1383 nucleotides. RefSeq lists its product as hypothetical. The transcript has 2 exons. The coding region runs from base 1 to 1383 and encodes 460 amino acids. NCBI's taxonomy places the organism in Eukaryota, Fungi, Ascomycota, Sordariomycetes, Hypocreales, Hypocreaceae. The record is from RefSeq and is a predicted model, not a curated record. Gene Ontology annotation, cellular component: fungal-type vacuole membrane. Gene Ontology annotation, biological process: transmembrane transport. Gene Ontology annotation, molecular function: transmembrane transporter activity.